AUCGUUCUCUGUUGGAUCCCCACCACGUCCGCCCAUCAUCAUCACCACAUUUACAGUAGAUAUUUUACUCUCCCUCGCUCACUUUCACUGCCUUUGCCUUUUGGGUUUGCAAAAAGCAAAGCCCUUUGAUGAAUCAAUCAUACGCUUACUAGUAUUCCCAAAUGUUGAAGUUUGACUACUGGUGAGGCUUGUGCUUGUUUUCCUAGUUUCUUAACUAAAGAAAGACGACUUUCAACACUUUCCUUCCUGGGAAGGUUGGAAAUUGGAAAAUUGAUCAAGUCUUUCGCCUUCAAAACACUUCCAGAAGAACCCAAAAAUCUCAGUCCAAGAACACAAAGUCUGCCAGCGGAAAGGAAAAGAAUUUCGAAGUGUUUUUCCUGGAAAAGGAAAUUAUGGGUUUUGUUGGACAAGAAAAAGAUUGAAAUCUCAGGGAGAUAUUGACCAAAAAAAUAAAGGGAAAUCUCAGAGAGGCGGACAUUGAUCGGUGCAUAUAUAGAUAUAUCCAUCAACCAAGAAAGAUGGGUUCUUUCAAAGGUCAUAUUCUGCCAGGGACUUUGUUUUUGGUUGUUGGGUUGUGGCACGUAUGGUGCUCGCUGGUGAGAUAUGUGUCAAACCCCAAGUCCUUUCGGGUACAUGUAUGGAACCCAAUUCCCGGUGUUGAUGGGAGGCUUAAGUAUUUUGAGCUUUAUCUUAUAGCAGUUGGUGCUUUCAUUGAUAUGUGUAUCGAGCUUUUGUAUUCGACCCAUCUCAAGUUCUUUGUAGAUGGAGUCUUGAACCCUCAUCACAUGAAUGAUUUCGAGCACUCGGGGAUGCUUCUUAUGUUCUUUAUCUUUGGGGUUGUCACCCUGAUCUCACAGGAGACAAGAUUUCUUCCGAUGCCUGAAGGAGCUCUUGCUCUGAUUGCUGCUACAGCAUUCUGUGCAGAGUAUCUCCUUUUCUACUUUCACUCAACAACUCAUAAAGGCCUCGAGGGGUAUUACCACAUCCUCCUUGUCCUCCUGAUCGGGCUCUGCAUAUUAUCAACUGUGGCUGGAGCCCUCUUACCAACCAGCUUUCCAAUUGAUUUAUGUAGCGGUAUUGCCAUAACUCUCCAAGGCCUCUGGUUUUAUCAGACUGCAUUCACUCUCUACGGCCCCAUGAUGCCAGAUGGUUGUCAGCUCAAGGAUGAUAUGAUCUCAUGUCAUUCUGUCGACAGUGAGGUCCGAGGUGAGUUGCUUGCAAACUUCCAGUUCUUUACCAUGGUUCUUAGCUUGCUUGUUGCAGUUGUGGGAGGAUAUGGUUUUGUUACCUCAAGAUUUGGGCAUUCUGAUCAACGGAGCUUGCGUGCAGUAUAAGAUGUAUUGGUUGAUGAUCGACAUAGGGGUUUGAAAUGCAGAUCUAAAAAAAUAUAAUGUUUACCGGAGGAAAGAUCGAAACAUAGAUUUUAGAUAUAGAAGCAAAUGGAGUUACGAGUCGUGGAGUUAGUGGCAUUCAUAAUUUCAAAGAUACAAGGGGAGCUUUUUUUGUCAAUAAUGAAGAGGCUUUUGUUCAAGGUCAUGUUCUUCCCUAUUUUCCCUAUUACAUCACACAAAACUGAGCGCAAUGACGUUCUAGGAUUCAUAUAACCGACCUCAUUUAGUGGGAAAAUACUUUGUUGUUGUUGGUGGUGUCGAAUUUUGUAAACUUAUUGUGAUCUAUAUAAUAUUUGAUGUAUUUAUUCAUUAAAA
Messenger RNA from Pyrus x bretschneideri (Chinese white pear), 1706 nucleotides. Its product is annotated as transmembrane protein 45B. Lineage: Eukaryota; Viridiplantae; Streptophyta; Magnoliopsida; Rosales; Rosaceae. The record is from RefSeq and is a predicted model, not a curated record. The transcript has 4 exons. Bases 519 to 1334 code for a protein of 271 amino acids.